This is a messenger RNA of Cuscuta campestris, 900 nucleotides long. The record is from the annotation of a GenBank genome assembly. NCBI's taxonomy places the organism in Eukaryota, Viridiplantae, Streptophyta, Magnoliopsida, Solanales, Convolvulaceae.
UCGAAAUCGCCGUCGUCGUCCUCGCUCCACUUUCUUCUUCGAUUCGCAGACAUGGGUUACGACGGCAAGGCGGAAGAGUCUGACCGAUGACGAUCUACAGAGGCGACGACGGGGAGCGUUCUGGGAACCUCAAACCAGCGAGUUCCGACGACGUUUGGCCAAAUCCGAGCAUCAACUCUAGUGAAUUCUUCUCUGGCAAAUCAGCAACGCGAUAGCGCUCAAUCCAACGACGAGUUCUGGCAGCGACGCCGAUGACUGACCAGAGUGGACCAGCAACAAUUUCUGCCGGCAACCCCCUGUCCAGCGACCUCUGUUCCGGCGAAGUCCAGCAGCUCGGGCAGAGUAACAGCCAGCAUCCAGUGGCGGCGGAGAGCCGCACCUCUGCUGACAAAAAACAAGAGGCCAUAGAACGUUUUGGUGUUGAUUCUUUCUUGAUCAGUUGUGACCCUGAACAAAUGCAGGCUACAAGGAGCACACUUGAUGGGAUAAUAGACACAGUUUCUGCAGUUCAUCCUCUUACGCCACUACUAAGCUUAUUGAAGACCAAUGGUAAGCUUGUAUUGGUUGGUCUCCCGGAGAUACCCCUUGACUUGUUGGCGUUUCCCUUGAUCAUGGGCCGAAAAUUGAUUGCAGGAAGUGGCAUCGCUGGAAUAAAUUAAAGGAGACUCAAGCUAACAUAACAUCACGCUCGAUGUUGAGAUUGUGCCAAUGGACUAUGUCAACACCGCCAUGGAACGCCUAGCCAAAGCCGAUGUGAAAUACAGAUUCGUAUUGGAUUUUUCCAUAGAGGAAUAGGAUGGAUUGAAAAGCCAACAUAACUUGGGGUUAUGUUCUACUUUUUGACAAAGCUCUUGUUGGAGCCCUUUGUAGUUGGCGCUUCAACAAAUCUGAUGAUGUUCU